Messenger RNA from Odobenus rosmarus divergens (Pacific walrus), 1011 nucleotides. RefSeq names its product peptidylprolyl isomerase E (cyclophilin E) (gene PPIE). Lineage: Eukaryota; Metazoa; Chordata; Mammalia; Carnivora; Odobenidae. Gene Ontology annotation, cellular component: intracellular membrane-bounded organelle. The transcript is spliced from 10 exons. Gene Ontology annotation, molecular function: RNA binding; peptidyl-prolyl cis-trans isomerase activity. Bases 24 to 929 code for a protein of 301 amino acids. Gene Ontology annotation, biological process: protein peptidyl-prolyl isomerization; protein folding. The record is from RefSeq and is a predicted model, not a curated record.
CGGCGGGUGAGCGCGGGAGCAAGAUGGCCACUACCAAGCGUGUGCUGUACGUGGGUGGGUUGGCAGAGGAGGUGGACGACAAAGUUCUUCAUGCCGCCUUUAUCCCUUUUGGAGACAUCACAGAUAUUCAGAUUCCUCUGGAUUAUGAAACAGAAAAGCACCGAGGAUUUGCUUUUGUUGAAUUUGAGUUGGCAGAGGAUGCCGCAGCAGCUAUUGACAACAUGAAUGAAUCUGAGCUCUUUGGACGGACAAUUCGUGUCAAUUUGGCAAAACCAAUGAGGAUUAAGGAGGGCUCGUCCAGGCCAGUGUGGUCAGAUGAUGACUGGCUGAAGAAGUUUUCUGGGAAGACUCUCGAAGAGAAUAAAGAGGAAGAAGGGUUGGAGCCUCCCAAAGUAGAAACCCAGGAGGGAGAGCCCACGGCAAAAAAGGCCCGGUCGAAUCCUCAGGUGUACAUGGACAUCAAGAUCGGGAACAAGCCAGCCGGCCGCAUCCGGAUGUUGCUGCGUUCCGACAUUGUUCCCAUGACAGCAGAGAAUUUCCGAUGCCUGUGCACCCAUGAGAAGGGCUUCGGCUUUAAGGGAAGUAGCUUCCACCGCAUCAUCCCUCAGUUCAUGUGUCAGGGCGGUGAUUUCACGAACCACAACGGCACGGGGGGCAAGUCCAUCUAUGGGAAGAAGUUCGACGAUGAGAACUUUAUCCUCAAACACACGGGACCAGGCCUGCUCUCCAUGGCCAACUCCGGCCCAAAUACCAACGGCUCUCAGUUCUUCCUGACGUGUGACAAGACGGAUUGGCUGGAUGGCAAGCACGUGGUGUUUGGGGAGGUCACGGAAGGCCUGGAUGUCCUGCGGCAGAUUGAGGCCCAGGGCAGCAAGGACGGGAAGCCAAAGCAGAAGGUGAUCAUCGCCGACUGCGGGGAGUACGUGUGAGUCUGCACACACUGUCUCUGCACUGCCCCUGCCUAUCCAGGAGCCGUCAGCCUGGGAACCAGCACGUGAGGGUGUCUGUCCC